AUGCGCGCUUGCUUGCCAUGGUGGUUGGCAUGUGUCCACCAAACACUGCAGCUGUCGAUUGCGGCAGCAGAGACGUGCAUCGCUCUGCAUGACAUGAUCUAUUGCCAAUCUGAAAUAUAUUAUCCCCGAGGAAUCCAGCCAAUCAUGUUGAACUUCACGCUCAAUGUGACUUUCUCCCCGCCAAUCUUCAUCGCUGACUUGUCCGUGUAUGCGAGACACACCCUCGACAGCCAUGAAGUGAAGAACGACUUGCCUGUGCAUGCUAAUGUUGUGGUGGCAGAAUCAUUCUUGAGCUUCCCUACUCAGCGUGACACUUUGCGUGGCAAGUUGGUUUGCAACUUUCACGACCCGGCCAGUGACAUUAUCGUCAUGCCACAAUCCACACUUCAACAAAACAGCUACCGGCUGUCUGCCAACCUCAUUGCCAAACAGAUAAACCCACAAAGUUCCGAAACACCUGCGCAGAGGAUAAACAUCAACAGACCAGGAGUUGUGGCAUUCGACAUCACAGAAGACAUGGUCCGAAGUGGAGAGCAGUCCCUGGAGAUCCAUGCGAAUAAUUACAAAAAUGGCAGUAUGGAGAUCUUCCUGUUUCCAGCUGAUGGGAACGGAUGUAUGGACUUCGAGAUUAGCAAGCGGCCAUCUGUGUCAAAGUGUGUCAGCGUGCGGCAGCUCGCAGACUGCUUAUCCUCACAGAAAAUUUCAGACAUCGUUUCAUACAAGUUGCCCAGGUCCAUCCGAUUCACCGUCAAGAGCGAGGGACGUGUGGUUUUGAGCCGCUGGUCAGCUUUGCCACUGUCCGAGGGUCUGUGGUUUGUGCUCUUGAUGCCACAUGGCUCUGACAGUUUCGUGACGUACGAAGUGGCCAUGCGCGGGGCGCGGCCUAGGCCAACCUUGAGCUCGUGUGCUUUGGCUAUGUGGAUCAUCCCCGUGGUGGCUGUCCUAGUUUUCCAGGCUCUCGAUCUACACCUGAAACGAACCUGGCAUGCCCGGCGCGGAUCUCCAAGUUCACGACGCCCCUUUCUUCGUCUGGUCAGAGAGUGGUGCCUGCUGGAUGCCGAUUUCCGGACGUUUCUGUGGCAGAUGGCUGAUGAGGGCAUCAGGCGUGGAUCGCAUGCUGCAAUUAUUUGCGUCUCUGCGGGUUGCUUCUUUCUGGCUGCCAUUCAAAUGGCCAUGGGCAUAUGGGCCGGCCAAAGACAAGCCGGCUCGCUGGACAUCUGCCGCUACAACUUCGAAUGCUACGUUCCUUUCGCCCUUGACCUACCCUUCAACAACAUGCUUUCCCACAUUCCCUACUUUGUCACUGGCGUUCUUUCUAUCAUCAUUGUCACGCACACAGACUACAACCUUACAAUUCAGGCAGAAACAGACGGUGAACCCAGACCACCUGACCUGCGAUUCUUUUAUGCACUGUCGUGGUGCUUGGUGCUGGAAGGCUUCGGCAGUACCUGUUACCACGUCUGUCCCACAUCGUAUCUGUUUCAGUUCGACUCCGCAAUGAUGUUUGUCAUUGCCGUGCUUUCCACAGUCUGCUUGCUGGAUGGUAGUGACGAGGAGCAGAGAGACCCGGUCUCCAGCAUGCCAAGCAUGCGAGCCUCAGAGCGCUUCUUUACGCCAGUCGUGCUCAUGCUAUUGAUCACGGUGCCGAUGUGGACCAUCAGUUUCGUCGGUACUUGGUUUGAUUUCGUGGUACCGGAAUCAGUUCAAGGCGCUAUCUCGUAUAAUCUGUACUGCGGAGCCGUUCUGCUUUGGUUCUUGUUCAUUCUCUUAAAGGUUCAACACGCAUUUCCUGAUUAUGGAGAGUCUGGCUCUUUUUCCUGCUGUGGGCGGAGCAAGGCGCUGGCUGUGACUCGUGUACUUACAUGGGGUCUGGUUGCUGUGAUGCUUUUCCUUCCCGCGGCCCGCAUCCAGUUUGGAGGUAUGUCUAACGUUCUUUUGUUCCUCUCUCUGCUGGUGAUGGUGUUCGUCAUUGGGAGACAGAUGUUGAAACGUGAUAGAAGUCGUCGGGGCAGUUUUUCACUUGAUGAUUCAGUGCGGUGGUUGAGCAAAUUUGGGCUGUUGUUCCUGUUUCUGCUGACGAGCUUCGUGGCACUCCACUUCUUCAAUACAACGAUGACCGAUGUGCUGGUCUCUGCAGCUGAGAGUAGAACCUUCAACAAAGACUGCAUCUUCAUGGGAACCUUCGACGCCCAUGACGUCUGGCACAUGUCGUCAGCCAUCUCGCUUGCCCUGUGGGUUCAAGUCUUUCCUCGGGACAUUUCUUGGCACGCCUUGGCAGCAGGCCAAGCAGCAACGCAGGCAUCCGCUCAGCGCGGCCGCCUGCUGCUGACGGACGUCGACCGUUUGGAAGCGCGAGGCCCAGAGCAGACGCCGGAAACCAGGACGUCAAGCCCAGUUGGCUGCAAUGUCGAUGCUUCCGAGGGAUCCUUGGUAUUGUCGUGCAUUCUGCCGCCCUCCUCGUACUUCACAGUGGCCUUCAGAGAACUCACGCGCCAGACGCAGACAUCGGCAGUGGAUGCUUCCUUCGCACAGCUCUCUCCACAGGACCUGGCAGCUCUGCAGCUGCGGUUGAGCCAGACCGAGGCUUCUUCAAGGAAGCCCUUGGAAAGGCUGCUGGGAAGCAUCCAGAAAUCGAUGGAGGCACGAAUGGAAAUGGCCACCAAGGAGAUUGAGGCCCUGAUGCAGAGCUCCGGAAACAUCGACGACAACAUUCGGGAGUGCUUGCAGCGACAGGACAGUGUCCUCCCGAUCAUGGCAGUCUUGCAGAUGAACAUAGGGCGCGCUCAAAAAGCCGGCAAUCAGCAGCUGGAAAAAGCUCUGACGUACCUGUACAAUAUCAUGAACCAGGAAAUCGAGUCGAAGGUGCCAAUGGUAAAUCGUGUGCUUUCUCGCUGCUUAAGCACCGAGGAUUCAGAUGCGCGAAGGGAGCUUCUUGCAGCGUACUUUGGGGAAACGGCCGGCGAGGAGGAAGCCGCCAAGCGGCCAAAGUCGACGGCCAGCGCCAUCGUGGGCCUGGUCUCCGAGGCUCAGGCACAGGCGACGCAGCCCGGUCUGGAUCUGACAAGCGCCCUGCAGCGGAUCCGGGGAGUUGCACUUGAUGUUGGGGUUGUCCUUGGUGAAGUCUUUGAUGACAAGGUUCAGGAGCGGUUCAUGGAGGAUAUUCAACCCCUGUUCGACGCACUUGCCGCGGAAACGUAG
Molecule: messenger RNA, 3198 nt
Organism: Symbiodinium sp. CCMP2456
Lineage: Eukaryota; Dinophyceae; Suessiales; Symbiodiniaceae
Source: the annotation of a GenBank genome assembly